GUGUUUCUAAAUCUGUAGUUGGCCUUGCAAAGUCAUUUCACAUGCUUUCCCGAAAUGUCCCGUCAGUAUACUUCCAUCAUUCGAUAAUAUAACAACGCAUUUGAACUUUGAUAAAAACUAAAAUGGGUAUUCCAACUUUAAAGAAGUGCUGCUGUUUGGAGCUAAAAUGGGGAGCGCUUAUUGUCGCUAUAGUGGACGUGCUCCUGCUAGGUGGAGUAUGUGGCGAUCUUAGAGGUUUAGGAGGGGUAGUAUGGUAUGUAACCGUUCUCGUUCACCUGGCUCAUAUCAUCGCCUGCAUUUUGGUAAUGGUUUCUAUUUGCGUGCCAAAUAAAAAGUUGGUUAUAGUGUACUUAAUAACCGGCAUUAUCCGAAUAAUUUUUGACAUAAUUCUCCUUAUAUACCUCGCUAUAGAAGGCUAUGUCGUAUUGAGCAUAGUUAUCAUCUUAAUUGGAGUCCUUCUUGGGAUAUUCUUUUGGUGGGUCAUUUUCUCGUGGUACAAGAUGCUCGGUGGUGGAGAAUAAUACUCCUGGACACGUUCAUACGAAAAAAUUUCGAAAUCAAUCCGUCCGUCAUUGAAAUUCAUUUAAUAACACAAUUACGUUGACAACCAGUCAGAUAUUAACAACAAUUCGAAAACAAAAACCAA
Drosophila eugracilis is the source of this 646-nucleotide messenger RNA. RefSeq lists its product as uncharacterized. The record is from RefSeq and is a predicted model, not a curated record. NCBI's taxonomy places the organism in Eukaryota, Metazoa, Arthropoda, Insecta, Diptera, Drosophilidae. The transcript has 4 exons. The coding region runs from base 123 to 521 and encodes 132 amino acids.